AUGGCGUGUCACCUCAUUCAUCCAGGCCCUGACAGUCUACGCAAAUUCACCAGAGAGUCUUUGGCUGAAAUUGAGAAAAGAAUUGCUACGGAAAAAGCUGAAAAGGCAACAAAACCUCCAAUAGAAGAUGAAGAUGAAAAACCCCAACCCAAAAGUGACCUGGAGGCUGGCAAACCGUUGCCAUUUAUUUAUGGAGACCUCCCCCCAGAAUUAAUUGCAGAGCCUCUGGAAGAAUUAGACCCAUUUUAUGGCUCAAAGAGAACAUUCAUAGUCAUAAACAAGGGGAAUACCAUCUUUAGGUUCAGUACAACGCCUGCAUUGUACAUGUUGAAUCCCUUUCACCCCCUCCGGAGAGCUGCCAUCAAAAUCCUCAUCCAUUCAUUAUUUAGCUUAUUCAUCAUGUUUACAAUUUUAGCAAACUGUGUGUUCAUGACAAUGAGUGACCCAGCGCCUUGGACUAAAAAUGUAGAGUACGUAUUCACCGGGAUUUAUACUUUUGAAGCAAUGAUAAAGGUAUUUGCCCGAGGAUUUGUCAUUGAUGACUUUACAUUUCUUCGUGAUCCAUGGAACUGGCUGGAUUUUAGUGUCAUCGCAAUGGCGUAUGUCACUGAAUUUGUGGAUUUGGGUAAUGUCUCUGCUCUAAGAACAUUUAGAGUGCUCCGGGCACUGAAAACCAUCACAGUUAUUCCAGGGUUAAAAACAAUUGUCGGAGCUCUCAUCCAGUCAGUGAAGAAAUUAUCAGAUGUGAUGAUUCUGACAGUUUUCUGUUUGAGUGUAUUUGCACUUGUUGGUCUUCAGCUCUUUAUGGGAAAUUUGAAACACAAAUGUGUGAUAUGGCCACCACCAGCGGAACUGCUAUAUAAUUACACCUUCAUAGGGAAUGUGUCGGGGAUGGACAAUGAUAGCCUGAUCAGUACAGAAUUCGACAGGCAAGCCUACCUUGAAAAUGAAGCAAACCAUUACUUUCUAGAAGGUUCUCCUGAUGCUCUCCUGUGUGGGAAUGGCACAGAUGCCGGGAGAUGCCCUGAUGGUUAUAUGUGUUUUAAGACUGGGAGAAAUCCAAACUAUGGUUACACCAGCUAUGAUACUUUUAGUUGGGCAUUUCUAUCACUAUUCCGGCUCAUGACACAAGACUACUGGGAAAAUCUCUUCCAGUUGACUCUCCGUGCUGCUGGAAAAACCUACAUGAUCUUCUUUGUGGUCAUCAUUUUCAUUGGGUCUUUUUAUCUGAUCAACUUAAUCCUGGCUGUGGUGGCAAUGGCUUACGCUGAACAAAAUGAGGCCACACGCCUGGAAGCUGAGGAGAAAGAGAAAGAGUUUCAAGAGCUUUUGGAAAACAUAAAGAAACAUCAAAAAGAACAAGAAGCUCUGUUACAUGCUUCCAAAGAAUACUUUGGUAGCCACUACUCAUUGUCAAGUGACAGAAUGCAGAAGAAAGACGGUUCUGACAAAUAUCCCACCGAGGAUGAGCACGGAACUAAGGAAGGCGAGAGUCAGCGAGGGUCACUAACAAUUCCACAAACGAAACCAUCAAUCCACAUUACAAUUAAUGGAGUUGUUUCUCAAGAUGGCGAAAGUGGCACAGCACCUAAUGGCAGAGUUGUACCAUCUACUGUUACAAACAAGGGGGACAGGAAUGAAGACGUAGCUGGUAUGGAUAUUGAAGAUGAGACUUCUGGAUCCAAACGUACCUCCACAUUUCUGGAAGAGCCACCACCGUCAAUGAGAGCCGGGAGUGUAGCCAGUUUGUACAGUGGCAUCAGGCUGGAUGAGCUGGAAGAGGCACAGCAGCAUUGCCCACCCUGGUGGUAUAAAUUUGCCAAAAGGCUUCUAAUCUGGGAUUGCUGUCUGCUGUGGAUAAAAUUCAAAGAAAUCUUGAAGAUUAUUGUGAUGGACCCAUUUGUGGAUCUAGGAAUCACUAUUUGCAUUGUGCUGAACACUCUCUUUAUGGCAAUGGAGCACUAUCCCAUGACUGAAACUUUUGAAAACAUGCUCUCUGUUGGAAAUUUGGUAUUCACAGGGAUUUUCACAGCUGAAAUGGUGUUCAAAUUGAUAGCUCUGGAUCCCUAUCACUACUUUCAAGUUGGUUGGAACAUAUUUGACAGCAUCAUUGUGACUCUCAGCUUGGUAGAACUAGGACUGGCUAAUGUGCAAGGAUUAUCGGUGCUCCGUUCAUUCAGAUUGCUGAGAGUUUUCAAACUUGCAAAGUCUUGGCCAACCCUGAACAUGCUGAUCAAGAUCAUUGGGAACUCAGUGGGUGCACUGGGGAAUCUGACACUCGUCCUUGCCAUUAUUGUCUUCAUCUUUGCUGUAGUAGGAAUGCAGCUCUUUGGCAAGAUGUACAAGCAAUGCGUUUGUAAGAUUUCAGAUGACUGCACCCUCCCACGUUGGCACAUGCACGACUUCUUCCACUCAUUUCUGAUUGUGUUUCGCAUUCUUUGCGGAGAAUGGAUUGAGACAAUGUGGGAUUGCAUGGAGGUAGCAGGACAGCCCAUGUGCCUCAUUGUUUUCAUGAUGGUCAUGGUCAUUGGUAACCUGGUGGUGCUUAACCUCUUCCUGGCUUUGCUGUUAAGCUCCUUCAGUGCAGAUAACCUCUCAGCACCUGAUGAUGACUCAGAAAUGAACAAUCUGCAAAUUGCACUCAACAGAAUCACCAGGGCGAUAGAUUUUGUGAAAGGCUUUAUUCUCAGUAUCUUUCGAAGAAAGAAACCUGACCAGGAAGUGAAACAAUUAGAUGACUUGUCGUCUUCAAAAACUGGGGCUCUUGACUUUAACCACACAGACACAGAGACUGGAAAGGAAGAGCGGUCUAAACUUGAUGGGGUUACCACAACAAAAGGGAAAAAUGAUCACUUGGGCCUCUUGGCCAACGCUCACUUGACUGUUCAUGUUCCUAUUGCCGAGGGUGAAUCUGAUGCUGAAGAGGAGGAACAAAGCUCUGAAGACACUGAGGAUGUCAACAUGGAUCGGGACCUAUUGCCAAUUAAAGAUGAAAUUCCCAAAUCAAUUAAAUUGAAUAUAGAUUCUUCCCAGUGCAGUACCGUGGAUCUGAAAGCUCAUGAGAAAGAGGUAGAGGAGGUUGCAGAAGAAAACUCUGAGAAUAAUGAACCAGAAGCAUGUUUGACAGAAGGCUGUUUGAGAGUCUGUCCUUGUCUUGAUAUCGAUAGAAAGAGUGAUCGAGGAAAGAUGUGGUGGAUUCUGAGGAAGACCUGCUUCAGGAUAGUAGAACACAACUGGUUUGAAACAUUCAUUAUCUUUAUGAUCCUGCUGAGCAGUGGUGCCCUGGCCAGGUUUGGAGAGAUAUGGACCAAACGCAGGGUGGUUGUGAAUGCACUGGUUGGCGCCAUCCCAUCCAUCAUGAAUGUGCUCCUGGUUUGUCUCAUCUUCUGGCUGAUUUUCAGUAUAAUGGGAGUCAACUUGUUUGCUGGAAAGUUUUACAAAUGCAUGAACACCACAAACUCUGAAAUAUUUCCCAUUGACCAAAUAAACAACCGCAGUGAUUGCAUGGAUUUCAGCUCAGAGAGGCCUGGUGAAGUGCGAUGGGUCAACUUGAAGGUCAACUUUGACAAUGUUGGUCAAGGAUAUCUAUCUUUACUCCAAGUGGCAACCUUUAAAGGCUGGAUGGAAAUAAUGUAUGCAGCUGUUGACUCCCGUGAGAUGGAACAGCAGCCAUCGUAUGAAAUUAAUCUGUAUAUGUACAUAUACUUUGUCAUCUUCAUCAUUUUUGGGGCAUUCUUCACUCUCAAUCUCUUUAUCGGUGUAAUUAUUGACAAUUUCAACCAACAGAAGAAAAAGAUAAGAGGAAAAGAUAUCUUUAUGACAGAAGAGCAGAAAAAAUACUACAAUGCUAUGAAGAAGCUUGGCUCAAAGAAACCACAAAAACCCAUCCCAAGACCAAAUAAUAAAGUUCAAGGAGUAUUCUUUGAUUUUGUCAGCAAGCAAGCCUUUGAUAUCUUCAUCAUGAUUCUCAUCUGCCUGAACAUGGUAACAAUGAUGGUAGAAACAGACGACCAAAGUGAAGAAAAAAACAAUAUUCUUUACUGGAUCAACUUGGUGUUUAUUGUUGUAUUUACAAGUGAAUGUGUGCUCAAGAUCGUUGCUUUAAGAUACUAUUACUUCACCAUUGGCUGGAACAUUUUUGACUUUGUUGUGGUGAUUCUUUCAAUUGUGGGUAUUAUGUUGGCAGAUAUAAUAGAGAAGUACUUUGUAUCGCCUACCCUGUUCAGAGUUAUUAGAUUGGCCAGGAUUGGUCGUGUCCUACGACUUAUCAGAGGAGCUAAAGGAAUUCGAACUCUCCUAUUUGCCUUGAUGAUGUCACUUCCUGCCUUGUUCAACAUUGGCCUUUUGCUCUUUCUGGUGAUGUUCAUCUAUUCCAUUUUUGGAAUGUCCAAUUUUGCCUAUGUGAAAAAGGAAGCAGGCAUUGAUGACCUAUUCAAUUUUGAAACUUUUGGCAACAGCAUGAUCUGCCUGUUUCAGAUCACCACCUCAGCUGGGUGGGAUGGUCUGCUCUUACCCAUUAUGAACAGCGGACCCCCUGAUUGCGAUCCCCACGUGGCUAAUCCGGGGACCGACAUAAAAGGGAAUUGUGGAAAUCCACCAGUUGGGGUCGUCUUUUUUGUCUCCUACAUCAUCAUUUCCUUCCUGAUUGUGGUGAACAUGUACAUUGCCAUCAUCUUGGAGAACUUCAAUGUGGCCACUGAGGAGAGUGCCGAACCACUUUGCGAAGACGACUUUGAAAUGUUCUAUGAAGUCUGGGAAAAGUUUGACGUGGAGGCCACGCAAUUUAUCGAGUAUGCCAGGAUGUCGGACUUUGUCGACACGCUGCAAGAGCCAUUGCGAAUUCCCAAACCGAAUAAAAUCAAGUUGAUUACCAUGGACCUACCGAUGGUGUCAGGUGACAAAAUCCACUGUCUGGAUAUCCUCUUUGCAUUGACCAAGGAGGUGCUGGGUGAAUCUGGAGAGAUGGACACUCUGAAGGAGUCUAUGGAGGAGAAGUUCAUGGCUGCCAAUCCUUCCAAAGUCUCGUACGAGCCCAUAACCACCACCCUUCGGCGGAAACAAGAGGAGGUUUGUGCAAUCAAAAUUCAGCGAGCUUUCCGGCGUCACCUGCUGAAACGCUCUGUCAAACAUGCAUCCUAUUUGUACCGCUGUAGUGCAACUGAUGCAAUUCUGCCUGAUGAACAGGCUCCAGAAAAAGAAGGACUACUCGCUGCUCGACUGAGUCAAAACUAUGGUAUAUUCCAGCCUGGUACAGAAGGUCCGCCACCGUUAGCUCUGGAAGAAGCAACAACUCCUAUAGAAGUAUUAGCAACCCCUACAGAAGGGGCGACUUCCACAGAAGAAGCAACGACUCCUACUGAAGGAGCAACAACUUCUACAGAAGAAGCAGUGACGCCUACAGAAGGAAUUCCUAUAGACACAGCAGCAACUCCUCUAGAAGCACCAGCAACAGAUGCAGCAGCGACUCACCUGAAAAUGGCAGUUACCCCUCUGGAAGCAGCCAUAACCCCUCUAGAAGCUGCAGUUACCCCUCUAGAAGCUUCAGCCACUGCAGCUGUACCAGUAGACUGGAUUCCCGAAACAAAAGACGUUAGAGAGUCAAUUGUAUAAUCGUGGUUGAAAGUGCUUAUAACAAAUCAAGCUUACAAAACACAGCACAAGGUGCCAAGGUGUUUAGCAAGAAUGCUACUCCAUCUCUAGUUUUUGAGCACUGAGAUUGCACACUACAAAUGGGAACUGUAUUAUGCAACUGAUCUUUGCAGUACAAGGCAGGAAGACCUACAGUACGUUUACAACCCUUGAGCCAGAGAAAAAUGCCAUCUUUUAAAAAGAAUCUCUGUAACAUUCUUGACAGUAAUCAACACUAUGACAAAGUGCUUAGUUGCAACUCGAAUAUGCACCCCUUGAGUCUCACAACUUGCCUUGUGUGUAAGAGAGUAACAUAAACUGUCGCUGUCUGUAAAGAGAUGUUUUGAACUAUACCCUCAUCUUCAGGAAAGUGCGGUUGAUCCUUGUACAGUGAUUGGAUUUAUAUCAGAUAUGCUGAUUUUAAUUAACACUGAACAUUAACCAGGGUUGCCUUUUGAUAGUCACGGAAGCAAAAUCAUUAUCACACGGUAGGUUAGCCCAAAGAUCAUUUCUUCAGUUUCAUUUCAAAGCUGUUCAACUUAAAAAUUCAUUUACUUCUUUCAAUA
Rhincodon typus (whale shark) is the source of this 6194-nucleotide messenger RNA. RefSeq names its product sodium channel protein type 4 subunit alpha-like. Gene Ontology annotation, biological process: sodium ion transmembrane transport; neuronal action potential; membrane depolarization during action potential. NCBI's taxonomy places the organism in Eukaryota, Metazoa, Chordata, Chondrichthyes, Orectolobiformes, Rhincodontidae. Gene Ontology annotation, cellular component: voltage-gated sodium channel complex; axon; plasma membrane. Bases 1 to 5610 code for a protein of 1869 amino acids. The transcript has 25 exons. Gene Ontology annotation, molecular function: protein binding; voltage-gated sodium channel activity. The record is from RefSeq and is a predicted model, not a curated record.